GUGUUAAGAUUUGAUUCACACUGCAUCACUCGCGCAUCUGACCGUUUGGGCUUUGUGGCUGUUGACGUCUCAGGCUCCGACUCCUGUCCAGUGUUCAGUGUUCAGUGUCCAACGCCCAGCGCUCCCUUCUGCUGCCAGGGGAGAAAAUCCGGAUCCAGGUGGUGCAGAAGACAAAAGGGGAGGGAAAAAACAAAAAGUUGCUUUGAGUCGAAAUUCCUCAAAAGGAAAAAUUUGUUCAUUCGGCCUUGUCUUGGAAAUGUGAUAGAUAGGGUGAAUAUUCAUUUUUUAUGACUAAGUUGACCAGUAGGAACGCUUUGGUCUCCUUCCCCGUAACCUAUUUUUUUGCUUUUCUCCCACGCAAAAAUUAAAAAAGCCCUUCUUUUUUGGUUUUCAUGCAAACAAAGGACGGAAAAUCAAAAGAACAAUGAUGCUGCGUGAAAAGGACAAAAUUCCGGACGAAAACAAAGAGGUUUUUUCUAGCCCUAGCCCUCGCAUAUCUGUCCAGCCAGGAGACAUAUGAAUUCGCAGCUGUACCUGGAAAACGGGUAUGAAACAUCCAAUGGUCUGGGGCCUUGAUGAGCACAUACGAGCCAAUAGGGCAUCAUAGCUUGAGUUGAUUUCCCUGAUGAAGAGGUUCAAAUUAAAAGGGAGAAUUCUGAUGCGACUGCGACGGUCUGCGAGAUGGGUGCUGAGUCAACUUGGUGCCAAGUUAAGUUAGUUAACUGGUUACCAGAUACGGCGGGCGUUUUUUUUUUUAUUGUCCCUUUCACCUAUCACAGCAUGAACACUAUCCUCUCCUUUCUUUCUUCCCAUGGAUAUUGUUGGUGGUCUUGUUGAAAUGGCAGCCAGCUAGGUUAUUGACUGGCGAAUUCUUUGUGAAAGUUCUGAGAGAUAAGACUGUUUUAUGCUGUAUUAUUUCCUGCAUGGACCGGGAAUCAGUUGGCUCCGUCCCCGAAAGAGCAGCCGGAGAGCUCUGGAGCGGUGUUCCCAGCGAGAUACUGGCACUCUGCGGGUUGGUUGGUGACAAUCACAGACAUAGGCACAUUUACUGGCGAUCAUCCCUGGCGGAAAUAAUCUGCCCGCCAGCUAGCCUAGACACUUCCAUGUCGUGGAUCGGCGAGACCGCCAGAGAACUUCAAAAUCCACAUGCCCCCUUGGCCCCUUGGAUGCUAGCAGGGCCAAAAUAUUCCGUUGCGGUCCUUGUCAGCGUAACUCUGAACCCUGACGCUCAUUCCCCCUCAUCCAAGUGGCUUGUCACCUCGCAGCUCACAAUGUGUGCCCCGAUAUUCCCCGAUCGGCACCCAGACAAACCACGUGUCAGAUUAGCCGGCGGGCAUAGCCGCGCGGCGCCGGUUCCGAACUUGGGCACCAAGGCCCAGGCCCUUGCGAGGCUGUGA
Molecule: messenger RNA, 1397 nt
Organism: Histoplasma capsulatum G186AR
Lineage: Eukaryota; Fungi; Ascomycota; Eurotiomycetes; Onygenales; Ajellomycetaceae
Exons: 2
Coding region: 924-1397 (157 amino acids)
Source: RefSeq, a predicted model, not a curated record